Molecule: messenger RNA, 2727 nt
Organism: Chaetomium strumarium
Lineage: Eukaryota; Fungi; Ascomycota; Sordariomycetes; Sordariales; Chaetomiaceae
Product: glycosyltransferase family 2 protein
Exons: 3
Coding region: 1-2727 (908 amino acids)
Cellular component (GO): cell periphery; cell septum
Molecular function (GO): chitin synthase activity
Source: RefSeq, a predicted model, not a curated record
AUGGCUUACCACGGCCGGGGAGACGGCUAUGAGGGCCAUCCGAUGCAGGAUCUCAACGCGCAUAAUGGCCAGAAUGACGAUGAUGCGCAGGCCGCACUCCUGAACCAGAACGCGGCGUAUGACCAGGACCGCCUCGGCGCCCACACUCCUCCAGUCCGCCCUGUUUCCGCUUACAGUUUGACCGAGUCGUACGCUCCGGGUGCCCAAACAACACGGGCAGGUAUCGGUGUCAGCGCGACCCCGCCUCCUCCCGGGAACGGCGAAUAUGGGGCUCCCGGCUACUACCAGCCGCCGCAGUUCUCGGCCGAUCCGUCUUACAGGAUGUCCUCAGUCGACACGGAUGACAGCUGGCUUCGGCGACAGCAGCCCAACGCCGCGCCCAGCGGUGGCCUCAAGCGCUACGCGACGAGGAAGGUCAAGCUCGUUCAGGGUUCCGUCCUGAGUAUUGACUACCCGGUUCCCAGUGCCAUCAGGAACGCUGUGCAACCACGGUACCGCGACGAGGAAGGCAACAACGAGGAGUUCUUGAAGAUGCGCUACACAGCCGCUACCUGCGACCCCAACGACUUCACCCUGAAGAACGGCUACGAUCUGCGUCCCCGCAUGUAUAACAGACAUACGGAGCUCCUCAUCGCCAUCACAUAUUACAACGAAGACAAGGUCCUGUUGGCGAGAACACUGCACGGUGUCAUGCAGAAUAUCAGGGAAAUCGUGAACCUCAAGAAGUCGUCAUUCUGGAAUCGCGGUGGGCCAGCCUGGCAGAAGAUCGUCGUUUGCUUGGUGUUCGACGGUAUCGAAAAGGCGGACAAGAACGUGCUCGACGUGCUGGCUACCAUUGGUGUGUACCAGGACGGUGUUGUCAAGAAGGAUGUCGAUGGAAACGAGACAGUUGCCCACAUCUUCGAGUACACGACGCAGCUGUCCGUCACGCCGAAUCAGCAGCUCAUCCGUCCCGUGGAUGACGGGCCGGCGACGCUGCCUCCGGUGCAGAUGAUCUUCUGCCUGAAGCAGAAGAACAGCAAGAAGAUCAAUUCACAUCGUUGGCUGUUCAAUGCUUUCGGCCGCAUCCUGAACCCCGAGGUCUGCAUUCUGCUCGAUGCCGGCACCAAGCCGGGGCCCAAGUCCCUUCUGGCUCUCUGGGAGGGGUUCUACAACGACAAGGACCUUGGUGGUGCUUGCGGUGAGAUUCAUGCUAUGCUCGGUGCCGGAGGAAAGAAGCUGCUCAACCCGCUGGUAGCGGUCCAGAACUUCGAGUACAAAAUCUCCAACAUCCUGGACAAGCCGCUCGAAAGUGCUUUCGGCUACGUUAGUGUCUUGCCCGGAGCUUUCUCGGCGUACCGUUUCAGAGCCAUUAUGGGCCGGCCGCUAGAGCAGUAUUUCCACGGUGACCACACCCUGUCCAAGCUGCUGGGCAAGAAGGGUAUCGAGGGCAUGAACAUUUUCAAGAAGAACAUGUUCUUGGCCGAGGACCGUAUUCUCUGUUUCGAGCUUGUCGCCAAGGCGGGCCAGAAGUGGCAUCUCAGCUACAUCAAGGCGGCCAAGGGCGAGACGGAUGUGCCAGAAGGUGCGCCCGAGUUCAUCAGCCAGCGUCGUCGUUGGCUGAACGGUUCGUUCGCUGCCAGUUUGUACUCGCUCAUGCACUUCGGGCGCAUGUACAAGAGCGGCCACAACAUCUUGCGCAUGUUCUUCUUCCACGUCCAACUGAUCUACAACAUCCUCAACGUCAUCUUCACAUGGUUCUCUCUGUCGUCGUACUGGUUGACAACAAGCGUCAUCAUGGACCUCGUCGGCACUCCGAUUCCGGCCUCGCAGAACUCUGCUGAGCACCACGCCUGGCCCUUCGGUGACUCGGUAACUCCCUUCUUCAACGCGGUUCUCCAGUAUAUCUACCUGGCUUUCGUCAUUCUGCAGUUCAUCUUGGCCCUGGGUAACCGGCCGAAGGGUUCCAAGUGGACGUACAUCACCUCGUUCAUCGUCUUCGCCAUCAUCCAGGCCUACAUCAUCGUUCUUUCGGUCUACCUAGUCGCCCAGGCUUUCAAGACGCCGCUCGCCAGUCAGAUCAACACGGAAUCGGCCCAAACUGUGCUCCAGUCCCUGUUCGGCGGCGAUGGCGCAGCAGGCGUCAUCUUGGUAGCUCUGAUCACCAUCUACGGCCUCUACUUCCUGGCGUCGUUCAUGUACCUCGACCCUUGGCACAUGUUCCACUCGUACCCGCACUACAUGCUGCUCAUGUCGACCUACAUCAACAUCCUCAUGGUGUACGCCUUCAACAACUGGCACGACGUGUCGUGGGGUACCAAGGGCUCGGACAAGAACGACGCUCUGCCGUCGGCCACGGUCACCAAGGGCGAGAAGGACGAGGUGGUGGUGGAGGAAAUCGAGAAGCCGCAGGAGGAUAUCGAUCAGAUGUUCGAGCAGACGGUCCGCAGAGCUCUCGCACCGUUCAAGGAGGAGGAGAAGCCCGAGCCCAAGGACCUCGAGGAUUCGUAUAAGUCCUUCAGAACCAUGCUGGUGGUGACGUGGUUGUUCUCCAACUGCUUGCUUGCUGUUGUCAUUACCAGUGACAACUUCAACGGCGUUGGCAUUGGCCAAUCCGCGACUACAAGGACGGCUUGGUUCUUCAAGUUCCUGCUGUUCGCCACCGCCGGUCUCUCGGUCGUCCGCUUCAUCGGCUUCCUGUGGUUCCUCGGCAGGACUGGCAUCAUGUGCUGCUUUGCCCGGCGCUAA